AUGUUUAAAAAGAGCAGCACAAUAAUUAAAAAGUUUCGCAUGAAAUUUGAAUUUGAUGAGGCAUUACAGGAAUUAGAGUUACUGAAAAAAAAAUUAAAAACUGAAUUAUUUGAACUGGAAAUGCUAUUACUGCAAGCAGAAAUUUUGCAUAAAAAAUUACAGAUUUAUUUUGAAGAGAAAGGUGCUGGAAGUUCAGAUGUUGUUGAAUUGUACAAAAACCUAUUCCUUCUCUUGAGAGACAUUCUUAUUGGUUCAGAGUGCAAGUAUGAAUUAUCUGCUGAAAACAAAAAACAGAUAGCAUAUUAUCUAACUUCUUUGAACAUGCCUGAUAUCAGCAGUGAAUGGAAUUUGCCACAUGUUCAAAAUAAUGCAAAAAUGACAAUUAUAGAUCUAAGAAUGUCCUGGGCAGAAUUUCAACUGAAACAUUUAGGACCUUAUUUGAUACGAACAAAUCAAGGUGAAAUUGAUGAUGAACUAGGCUUUGCCCCAGAUGAUUGGCAGAGAAUGCUAAUUGAUGUUGUAAGAAAACGUCAGUCUGCAGUUGUUGUUGCUCCAACUUCCUCUGGUAAAACUUAUGCAUCCUACUACUGCAUGAAAUCAGUACUGAAGGAAGGAUAUGAAGGAAUUGUUGUGUAUGUUUCCCCCACAAAAGCUCUUGUUAAUCAAGUAGCAGCAACUGUGUAUGCACGCUUUAAAAAUGUUAUAAUGCGAGAUGGUCAAUCAGUUUAUGGAAUAUUUACACGUGAUUAUAGAGAAAAUGCAUUGACCUGCCAAAUAUUGGUGACUGUACCUGAGUGUUUGGAGAUCUUGCUUUUGUCACCUCACAUGUGCAGUUGGGUUAAGAGGUUGCGUUACAUUAUAUUUGAUGAGAUUCAUUGUUUAUCAGGAAUUGCUGGUGGGCUGUCAUGGGAAACUGGAUUGUUGCUCACACGUUGCCCCUUUUUAGCUCUUUCUGCAACAAUUGAACAGCCUGAAAUUUUGCAACGUUGGUUGCAAGAAUCAAUGAAUUUUAAAAAGAAUAGGGAUAUGCAGGAUGGCUGCAAACAGGAUGAUUCACAUUAUAUGGUAUCUCUUAUAACACACAGUGAAAGACAUAAUGAUCUUAAGAAACAUAUCUAUGUACAUGAACAGAAUUCAUUGGUUCACAUGCAUCCAUAUGCAUGUCUGAUAAAUAAGAUAGUGGACACUUACAAUGGUAUUCCAGCUCAUCUGUCCCUCUCUGCUGAAGAGACAUUAUCAUUGUUUGUCACUCUACAAGGCAUAGAACAAACACACACAGAUGUAGGAUAUUUAAGACCAGAAAGAUUCUUCAGAAGAAAUAGCCAGAAACUUUUUAUUACCCGAUCAUCAGUUAAAGAGUAUGAAAAGGAACUGAGGGAAUUACUGGGUAAAUGGGCACAUGAAUUUAAUGAUUCAUUUGCAUCUGUUGUCAGCCAUUUGGGUCAUGGUGCACAAAAUCUUAUUCACAAUUUGCCAGUGAAAGAAGUAACAUCUCAACUUCCAUCUUUAAUUGAAACUUUGGAAAAAAACAAAAUGUUUCCAGCAAUUGUGUUCCUGUUUAAUCGUAAUCUAAUACAUAAAUUUUUGCAUAAACUAAAUGAAUAUUAUGAUGAAAAAUCACAAGAAGUUUUGAACAGUUCUUCAGAUGAUGAUGAUAGAAUAAGUAUUGCAACACAACCAAAGACAAUAAGGAAAGGUAAAGAAGUUUAUCUGAGAGAAAGAAGAACAUAUUCUUUGGGACUGUUGAAGGGAAAUGCCUCUUCUAUGCGCAGUGUUGGAGUUGUAGACAGUGAUGAUUUAAAAUAUAUUGAAAUGCGUCUCAUAAGGAAAGGCCUCAGGAAAGAUCAUCCAUUUGUGCAAGGGUUAAGAAAUGGUAUAGGAAUUCAUCACGCUGGCCUUAACUCAGUACAGAGAGGAACAGUUGAAAUGAUGUUCCGUAUGAAAGUGCUGAAUGUUGUGUUUGCGACCUCUACCUUGGCUCUUGGCAUACACAUGCCCUGCAAGACAGUUGUUGUGGCUACAGAUAGUCCAUUUCUAACACCACUGAAUUAUCAUCAAAUGUCUGGGCGUGCAGGAAGACGAGGAUUUGAUGUUGAAGGACAUGUUGUAUUUUGGGGAGUAAAGGAAUCAAAGAUUCAGAAUCUCCUCACUGGAAAACUGCCAAUUAUGUGGGGUAACUUCCCCAUGACUGUAUCUUUAGUGCUACGACUUCUCCUCCUUGUCAGCAUGUGUGACGUGUCAAUGCCAGAAAAUAAUGCUGAUAGGGAAUCAAUUCAGAAAGAGGCAAUAUCGAGGGCUUUGACUUUCCUCAACUGCAACUUAAUCUAUCAGCAUUUUGCAGAAUUAAAGCAGCAAAUGAAACAUUUCUUCGCUUUCUCCACACAGUUGCUGAUGUUGCAGAAACUUCUGGAUGAUAAUGGCAGACCACAGCAUCUUUCUUCGGGGAUAGUGACGCAUUUACAUUAUCAUGAACCAGGGAAUCUUGUUUUUGCGUAUCUGUUGCGGAGUGGACUUCUACACAAUAUAUGUGUUACUGAAAAAGAUGGGAGUAUAUCAAAAGAAACACAACUAAAUGUUGUUCUCUUGAUGGCUCAUCUCUUCACUCACAAACGUUUACAUCCUGCAAUGCUUAAGAAUAGGUAUUGCAAUUCUGUUGUGAAACUAAACGAUUUACCAACUGAAGUUGUUGAGGUAAUCGAGCGGUAUAACAAUGAAGUUAAAUUCUUAUUUGACCACUACUUUCGGUGUGUCGCGGAAGACUGUUCGAGAACUAUGGGAGAGGAUACAGUUCUCCCAAUUUCAGAGUUAUGUAUUGAACCAGAAUCAUCAUACAUGAAGGAAGUAAAAGCUGAAAAUGAGUUACCUCACCUCCUGCAGGAAUUUAUGGUGGAGUAUGAACCACGGGUCAUAUGUUCAGCUUUCAUUGCACUCUCAGGUUAUAAUGACAAUGGACUUUAUUCCGAAAAAGAUACCAUCUCCAAUUUAAGGCAUCAGGUAUUCACUGAUAAAAAAAUAGUUCCAAUAUUUGAAGUAAAUCAGAGUCUUAAUGGUUAUGCGUGGGACUUCUAUAAUCAUGGUAUACAGGAAGCCAUCAUAAGGGACAAUUUAAUGAGACAUGGUGACGAUUUCAAUUAUCUGAGAGAUUUUAUGUUAGUUCUGUUAGCAGUGAACACAAGUCUGCAAGAUUUUGAUGAUAUUGAUGAAAACAGUGCAAUUAUAAAAACUUUUGGAAUAAUAGCAGAAACUUUCAGAGAGAAAUUUAAUAAAGCAUACAAUAUUGUACAGGACUGAUUGUUAGGGAAUUAAUAGUACAAAACUUGGAGUACGUGCCUUAAAAAUCAUGUUGACCUUGCAAAAUGUAAUCUACAUUUUAAUUCAGAUGGUGACUGCUGUGACUGAGCACACAGGAGUCAUAGACACUGUUAUUCCAAAAUAAUGAUUUUAUGAAAAUAUACUAUUUUUUAUCCAAGUUUUUAUUGUGGUUUAAGAAGUAAAUAGUGGAUCACAACAUUAUAACAUUAACACAAUCAGCAGGUUAUUAAGUUUGAUCUUAUAAAUUUUUUGAGUAGGGAGAUUUACGGACAAACCAUGUAUCUUGUUUUUAAUAUAAAAAAUGGGUUCAGGAAAAAAAUCAAUAAAUACAACUCAUUUUUAUAUAUGAAGUAUUAAUGAUGUGUUUUAUGAAUAAAAAUAACUUUUGUAUUAUCCUUCUUUUAAACUGUUUCAUGUACAAGGUAAUAAAUAUGGAGAAUCUGAAUGUGAAGCACCAAUGUAACAAGUGCCUUGUGUUUAAUGUAAAAAUGGAUUUUAGAAAAAAAUAAAUAUACACAACUCAUUUUA
Messenger RNA from Schistocerca nitens (vagrant locust), 3840 nucleotides. Its product is annotated as probable ATP-dependent RNA helicase DDX60. The record is from RefSeq and is a predicted model, not a curated record. Gene Ontology annotation, molecular function: ATP binding; nucleic acid binding. The transcript has 6 exons. Gene Ontology annotation, cellular component: cytoplasm. Bases 1 to 3291 code for a protein of 1096 amino acids. Lineage: Eukaryota; Metazoa; Arthropoda; Insecta; Orthoptera; Acrididae.